Camelina sativa (false flax) is the source of this 1250-nucleotide messenger RNA. Lineage: Eukaryota; Viridiplantae; Streptophyta; Magnoliopsida; Brassicales; Brassicaceae. The record is from RefSeq and is a predicted model, not a curated record.
UAAAAGCGUAUCUAGGUCAAUUGGAAAUCAAUAUUUGCAGAAUAGCAGAGGGCCCGAGUUUGCAAAAUCCCCAAUUUUUUGCAAAAUCCCCAAUUUUUUUUUUGGUUUUUUCCCCGUUUCCGAAUUUCUUGCCGGCGGAAGACUGCCAUGGAUUCAGGCGACCAACAGAUUCCCCGGAAAUCGAAGCGGAGGUUCCAACCAAAACCGCCGACGCCUUCUCUCCGGCCGAUCGUCCCAGCCAUCAUCAACACCGAAGCUGAAGAUGAUGAGGAAGAGAAUAAAAAAGCAGCUCGCCGCUUAGCCAAACGUAUCGGCAUUGGCCAGGGGAGACCCAAGAAGGAAACAAAAGCUUCUUCUUCCUCUGAAGUUGCAUUCCAGUCAGACUUCUCCUCACUUGCGAUAGACUUCCCACUUCUUCUUCUUCUGCUGCUGAUAUGCCUCCUGCUAUUAUUGCUCGAGAAGAUGAAGAUGAGGUUCAUGAUUUGGUUACAAGAAACGAGGAUGGCUACGUUGAACCUUGGGAUUAUAGAAACUCCUACUAUCCUACUGUUCUUCCUUUGAGAAAUCCUAACUCUGGUGAUCCAGAACUUCUUGACCAGGAAGAAUUUGGGGAGUUGGCUAAACACCGUGAAUAUGAUGAGAACAUCAACUCAGCAGAAGAACUUGGUCUGACAUCGGUGCAACACUGCAAAAAACAGAUGUUUUUCUUUAAGUUUCCAGACCGUCUCCCUGUAAUGAAGCAAUCGACAGGAAAAAACACCAAGAGGUCGAUAUCGUCAGAGAGUAGUUCAAUAAGAAGCAACCCUUUUGAAGGUUUACCAGAAGGUUUCAUGGGCAAAAUGCUAGUUUACAAGAGCGGCAAUGUCAAGUUGAAACUUGGAGAUGUUCUCUUCGAUGUCUCUCCAGGUCCAAAUGCAAAAUUUCAUAACGAUGUGGCAGCAAUCAACACCAGAGGGAGGAACUGCUGUGGCAUUGGUUCUUCAGCGAAGCUUGUGACCGUUACUCCCGAUGUUGAGUCUCUUUUGAACACUGCUUCGGACAUGGAAACACACAAGUGAAGGUCGUUCUGUACGGUCCUGUUCAUACAAGGAUGUGAAAAGCGUAGAAUUGACCACUUAGAUUCUGUAGCUAUAAACUAAUCUUCAACCAUGAUCGUAAAAACUCUUCUUGGUGUCUACUUUUGUAGUAAGAGAUUCAGUAAUUGGGGUAAAAGAAAACUCAACAAUUUGAAACAUUCAGAGUUCUUAUUA